Pundamilia nyererei is the source of this 3316-nucleotide messenger RNA. RefSeq names its product erythrocyte band 7 integral membrane protein-like. The record is from RefSeq and is a predicted model, not a curated record. Gene Ontology annotation, cellular component: plasma membrane. The coding region runs from base 123 to 977 and encodes 284 amino acids. The transcript has a single exon. NCBI's taxonomy places the organism in Eukaryota, Metazoa, Chordata, Actinopteri, Cichliformes, Cichlidae.
GCGUAAUCGUUGUGUAGUUUUUUUCUGUUUGUGUUUUUUCAGGAGUGCGCAGCAGCUGCUCCAGUAAACUACUGCCAUCUUUACCUCAGCUUAACAGUUAGUUCAGAUUUUGGGCCCAGACAAUGGCUGGCGACAACGAGGACACCGCCCUGAAAGAAGCCAGGAGACGCGAGCGUCAGGUAACUUUGGAGAAUACUGACUCGGACAUCGGGUUUUGCGGCUGGCUGCUGGUCGGCCUCUCCCUCCUCCUCGUGCUGCUCACCCUGCCCUUAUCUAUCUGGAUGUGCAUCAAGAUCGUGAAGGAGUACGAGAGGGCCAUUAUCUUCCGCCUGGGGCGCAUUUUGCGUGGUGGAGCCAAAGGACCGGGUUUGUUCUUCAUCGUGCCGUGCACCGACAGCUUCAUUAACGUGGACAUGCGCACCAUCACCUUCGACAUCCCACCUCAAGAGGUUCUGACCAAAGACUCGGUGACAGUGAGCGUUGAUGGCGUGGUCUACUAUCGCGUCCAGAAUGCCACCCUAGCUGUGGCCAACAUCACUAACGCGGAUGCAGCCACGCGCCUGCUGGCCCAGACCACCCUGAGGAACGUGCUGGGCACCAAGAACCUGGCCGAGAUCCUGUCCGACCGCGAGGAGAUCGCGCACAGCAUGCAGUCGUCACUGGAUGACGCCACGGAUGACUGGGGAAUCAAGGUGGAGAGGGUGGAGAUCAAAGAUGUGAAGCUGCCCCUCCAGCUCCAGAGAGCCAUGGCGGCUGAGGCAGAGGCGAGUCGCGAGGCCAGAGCCAAGGUGAUCGCCGCCGAGGGGGAGAUGAACGCGUCGCGGGCGCUCAAGGAGGCCUCCCUGGUGAUCGCAGAGUCUCCGUCCGCCCUGCAGCUGCGCUACCUGCAGACCCUCAACACCAUCGCUGCCGAGAAGAACUCCACCAUCAUUUUCCCGCUGCCGCUGGAGAUGAUGCAGGGCCUCAUCAAACACUGAGGAGGCUAAAAUCCACACACUAACACAGCACGGAUCACCUGACAUAUUACACAGUCCCUCCCUCUGUUAGGCAUUCCUCUGUAACCAUCAGGUAACCGAGUGGGCUUAUUUUCAAGGUUUCCUAUUAAUAAGCCACGAAUUAGUAAUUAUUGGUGUGGCACAGAUGAUAGAAAGUUAUUAUAUAUAACACUGCUGGGGUGGGUUUUAUUGUGAAUUUCCACUUGUGGUGUUUUGCAGUGAACCAUGGCAAACACACCUACAGCAGCCCGAUUUACUGCUGUAGAAGCCUUGAGGCAAAGCCUAAGCCAAACCCCUUUUUUACAUAGCAGGGAUUGAAACCCAUAAUUAAUUAUAUUAGGGCAUUUUACAAGAUAUGUCAUAGAUUAAAAAAUAAAUAAACUGGGAUGAACACAAAUAGAGUCAUUAUAUUAAAAAAAAAGCAGUCAUAAAUGACUCCAGUCUGUCAUUUACAUAGCUCUGUGGCUGUGGAAUUAAACCACUAGUGCUAAGAUGAUGCUUGGUGAGUUGCUCCCUGUGGUUUAUAAUACACUGCAUUGAGACGGUGGCAUUUUUAUUUCCUUCUUUCAUCUGAACCCAGCCUGCUGUGUUUAACCAGCAGCAGCACUCACACAUAGAUCAGGAAAUAAUAACUAUAUUUUCUUUUAGCAAAGCAAGUUUGCUCACUUCACUUUUCUGUUUAGCUGACCAGCCUCAGCUCUCCAUCAGCUCUUGUCCAUUCAGCAUGCUCGCUCAGUCAGUCCAGAGCCGGAGGUGCCAGACGCCCAGCAAAAUCUCCAGCGGCUGGCUCGGCGUGCCUGCCAAUAGCUGACCGCUGACUGAAUUCGGAAAUUGUGUAUGAGCCUUAAACCAAAUCAGCGAGAGUGCAGUUUAACUCUUAUCUUGUUACAUUUUGGUUACAAAUGUAGAAAUUGUGAGUUUAAGUGCCUGAUAGAUAUGUGGUCUACAGCUGCACACACACACACACACACACACACACACACACACACACACACACACACACACACACACACUGGUCUAUAUAUUUCUCAGCACUGGUACAGCUGCCAGCAUCUCAGUGCUGCAGUUAUUUAAAGUGUUUUCAUUAUAUAAGUAUUCUGACUGUACUGUCUGUUACUAUUGCCAAAACCUUACUGAAUGUGUUUUAGACUAAUUUUAAGUGUAAAACUCAGACUAACCUUAGACCUGACAUCAUCGUUGUUACCUUUACCUUUAGUCUCUCCCGCUCGUUGGAUGUGAUUGUGAGGAUGAAGGACAAAAAGCUGACAUGUUUGUGUGAAAUGUUGAAUUUGGGCUUCAAACCUUGAAUGCCGUGAAUAUUGUUAAUGUAAUGUAUUCCUGCCGAUGUUGAACUUCGCUCCACUGACCAUGAAGAAGCAGGGAGUCGUGUUUGAAUAAGCUGGUCAGAAAGCGAGGAUCAGUCAGAGUUACCAAGUAAUUAUACAGAAACAUACACACACACCUUUUCUCUAGUUGCCACUAUACUACUACAUUAUAAGCUGAAACAAGUCGAUGGUUGCUGAACUUGUGUGUUUACUCUAAACUCUCUAAUGAUCCACAGCAUGUAACAGGUGGACAAGCGGUUCAAACACCCACAGAUGAGCAGCCACACCUCAGUACAUGGCUGUCAGUUGUUUCUUUUAUUUUGUUCAUCCCGUCAACCUGUGUGGCUUCAUUGUCUGCUUAGGUGAAGCAGAGGCUGUAAAUCUUACAACCAAAAGCCUUAAUGUACUGACAUGUAUUCAUUUUACAGUCCAGUAUCACUCUAUGCACUUCUAUACAAAGUUAUCUAAAGAAGUUACUUUACCUAUUUUAUUUUUUUUAAUGAUAUUUUAUCACUUGCGCUCAAAAGCCAAAUACUAGCCUUUGUAUUAAUCUGUAUUAAUCUGUAGUAUAUCUGCAGUUUGCAUGUGUUUCCCUCUUUUUAGCAUUUCAAGAACAGAGUUUCUAAAUGGAGCUUGCAUUGUUUAGUCUGUCUGUGAUCAAGCAGUGUUUUAUAUAUAGAGCCCUGUGAAGUUUAUUAUAGUUUUGCUGUUGCCUCACGAAGGGCUCGCUUUUGUGGGACAAACAGGUUUAAGUUACCUGUCGCUGCAGGAUACAAAGGCUGUGACAUUAUACUACACUAACUUUUAUCUCUUUUUUUGCUGUUACAGUGAAAGAGGAGUAUCAGAUGCUGUGGAGCUUAUGUUAAGUCAAAACAUGUGUGUUGAAGUUGGAUUCAGGAUUAUUGUUGGUGUUUGCUUUGCUGACAAACGUAUAUGAUUUUGUCUUGAGAUAUGUAUAUGACAGAUAAAGGUGACAAAUAAAGAUCUGACUGAAAA